Colletotrichum lupini is the source of this 1119-nucleotide messenger RNA. RefSeq lists its product as uncharacterized. NCBI's taxonomy places the organism in Eukaryota, Fungi, Ascomycota, Sordariomycetes, Glomerellales, Glomerellaceae. The record is from RefSeq and is a predicted model, not a curated record. The coding region runs from base 1 to 1119 and encodes 372 amino acids. The transcript has 3 exons.
AUGGCAUUGCAAGAUGAUGAUCCUCACGAGAGACAGAAUGAGACUGCCGACCUAGGGCAGUACCUCUCAGAUGCCUAUGGACCAUGUCUUUGCGAGCCGACUCCUUCCACAACAGGCUGCCAUCACACGAACAUAUUCGGUCCAAGAUCCUCCCCAGGAAGACCUCGGCUAAAGAGGGGUCAGGAGAACAACGUCCUCAUAUACUCGGGCUGCUUCAAUCCGCCGCACCUGGGCCAUUACAGUCUCCUCCGACGGGCAUUCGAAGGCAGCCAAGAUCUCAACGUCAUCGCUGCCGUCGUAUAUCCGUACUGGACUCACGACGGUGGCAGGCUCAAGUUUGAAGACAUGUGGAGUCGUGUUCUGGGAGCAGUCAAGCGAGACGGCUUCAAUCUCAAGUUCAUUGAGGUAGCAGGACCUGAUCACGUCGUUCCCACGCGUGUAUUCCAGCCGUUUGAGUGGGAUUUCGAAAUCUACAGAACUAUCUUGAGCAAUGCUGGCAGAGAGUUUGAUCUUCUUCAACCUGGAGGGCAGAUCGAGAGAAUGCGUGGAUAUGGGUACUGGGAGGAUGCCAUUGACUAUACCAAAGCUGCGAAUCCAAAAAACAACUAUCCAGACUCGGAGCACGAGAUGGUCGAGGACAUGGAGCGAACCAUUGUCAGCAAGCCUCGCUUUACGCUACCCUCACCCCCAUCGACCGUCGGGGCAAAUGCACAGCCAAAUGAAGACACGGACAACGAACCAGUCGCAGUCACCGACGCUCUCUCUGAAACAUGCAUAUCAGAAAACGAUGCUGGUUCAUAUAAGAAGACGGAACACGGAAGCAACAUUAUUGUUCCCGAGAGACGGAAAAUCAAAGUUUGCCGACGAAUUGGCGACUCGGAAACUUGGGUUCGCUUCGUUCCAGCGGAUGCCACGCCCUUGACAUUCAGCUCAACCCGGAUUCGGCGUAUUCUGGAAGGAGGCUUUCCGAAGGAUGGGCAUCUGGCGGGAACUAGUUGGACGCGAAGUAUGCUGGAGGACGAGGCCCUUGAUAGUGUCAAGGAAAUGGUCCUGCAUCCGGAGGUACUGGCAAGGAUUAUGCUUCAACGACAUGGAAUUCAACGACUUGACGAGGCUUGA